Molecule: messenger RNA, 908 nt
Organism: Tetranychus urticae (two-spotted spider mite)
Lineage: Eukaryota; Metazoa; Arthropoda; Arachnida; Trombidiformes; Tetranychidae
Source: RefSeq, a predicted model, not a curated record
CUGAUCUGUUUAACUUUUCAAGUUAUUGCAUUUGAAAAUGCUGUUAAGAUUUUUCAAGCAAAUCAUCCAUCAUUAUAAAUUGAUUUGAAUUGCUAUAAACUCUAUUGGCUAUCUAUUGUCAUCUAAAUUGUAUUUAUAUUUGAAUCUUCUCAUUUUAGUUUGUUACAUUAGUUGCAAAUCAUUGAAAAUCAAUGUAGCUCUAAUUGUCACUUUUAAAGCAACUGUGCCUUGGCUCAUCUGUGACCAGAAUACAUUUUUUACCGCAUCCAUCUGAAGCCAAUUACAUUUUGUGUGAUUCUUCAAUUCCAAAGCAUGCGAGGUCCAUCGUUCAUCAUAUUCAUCUUUUGUUCCUUUGGUUUUACGCACUGUUCGAUUGACUAUCAAAUAAUGUUAGAAAAAACUGCGAAAGAAAUAAAUGAGUUUACAGAAGCUUUACGCUUGUCUGAGGAGCAAUUAGCGAAAGUUAACGAAACACAGAUCAUGGUUAGGGAUUUCGUUGAGAAGGUUGCUCAAUUUGUUGAACUACAAAAAAUUGUUUUACAGCCAAGUUGCGUCGCUCGUAAAUUUUCAAGACAAUCUUUGAGCCAAUAUGAACAUAGUACGGCCGAUUAUCUCUAUCAAUGUGAAAAGCUGAUUAAUCGUACAGAUGAGCUCAGUCGGAUCAUUGGAUGUGAAACUGAGGCUAAAGAUUACAUUUGUUACCGAAUCCAUGUAACUGGUCCAUUGCCUGAACCUGAUAAGGAUGGACUUGAUUGUUAUAUGGUUGACAAUCCUUUUCAUGACAUCUUUAAGGAACAAUUGCCAGAUUUAAUUGUUCGUUCAUGCGUUCAUGCAAGUAUUCAUGUGAUUUCAUUUACAAUCAUUUGUGUAUUUCUUAUUGUUAUUUGUUUUCAAUGUCGUAAUGCUAG